Molecule: messenger RNA, 4788 nt
Organism: Hypomesus transpacificus
Lineage: Eukaryota; Metazoa; Chordata; Actinopteri; Osmeriformes; Osmeridae
Gene: arhgap45b
Product: Rho GTPase activating protein 45b
Exons: 23
Coding region: 500-4183 (1227 amino acids)
Biological process (GO): activation of GTPase activity; signal transduction
Cellular component (GO): membrane
Molecular function (GO): GTPase activator activity
Source: RefSeq, a predicted model, not a curated record
CUCCUGUCAGUCACGCUCGAGCUGCCUAGUCCACUGUCCGUUUGUAGUCUUCAGGAUCGAUAAUCUGACAGUACCGCUGACACGUUACCUGGGACAUUUACCGAAUACAUUGGAAAGAUGAGGCGCUGAAAGAGAGAGAAUGAUAUACGGGCUGAGAUACUAAGAGAGGUUAAGUUCCCCUAUUCUAACGGUUAUGAUAAUGAGACAGACAAGUGCGUACAACCGUCUACUGUGGGUAAGAAGAAGCGACUUGAUUUGAAUCUAUCCAACAUGUCAGCGAAAGACGAAAUGAGUCAGAAGUCAAAUGUUACAGAGUAACAUCCUUUUUAUAGUUUUUUUUCUAUAUUUAAAUGACACAUACAUUUUGAUUAAGUAUAUUGAUACUGGGAUGACGACUCAUUUUCCAGUUGGCGAUAUCUGUUGUUUUUAAGGUACUGUAGGUAGUCAGGUUAGUUUACUGUACUUUUUAGAUGAGGGCAAAACACACCCUAUAGAGAGCAUGUUAAAACGUGGAGGUAAAACCAGCUACAACCCAUAUUCAACGGGUCAGAGAGUAAAGAAGGCCGGGUCUAAAUCCAAUAGCAAACUGGACAUUUUACCCAACCGCCCGAAUGUCCUGCUCAAACAGCUCUCCAUUCUCCAGGAGAUGCCCCGUCGAGACGGCGUCGACGCCGCCCUUUCGUCCUCCCUCUCCUCCUCGACCCUCGCCCUCCCGUCUGGUGUCUCCCUGGACCCCUCCCUGUCCUGUCCCGGAACCCCCAGCGCCCACCACGGCAGGAUGACGGGGGUGGGCAUGGCCUCCCCCGUGUCCACCCUGAAGAGGCCCACGGCACUGAGCCGGCACGCCAGCGCGGCCGGCUUCCCCCUCCAGUCCUGGGUGUUCACCAAGGCCCAGGCCAAGGGGGCAACCAGCCCGAGCCUCCCAGCCGAGGGUCCGGAGACCACGGCCAUCGAGGUGGAAGACAUCCCCGCUCUGCUCAGGGACGUGGCUCGCUUCGCCGAGGCGGUGGAGAAGCUGAAGGACGUGGUGCUGCUGGAGGACAAGCAGGAGAACCGGCGUCCCCUGGCCCACGUGUGCCUGGGGGAGGUCCUGAGGAUCCUGCGCCAGGUGAUCAACACCUACCCCCUCCUCAACACGGUGGAGAUCCUCACCGCCGCCGGAAAACUCAUCUCCAAGGUCAAAGGAUUCCACUAUGAAGUGUCUAACGAGUCGGAAAAGAACGACUUUGAGAAGGCCAUCGAGACCAUCGCUGUUGCCUUCAGUAGCAACGUCUCGGAGCUGCUGAUGGGGGAGGUGGACAGCAGCACCCUGCUGUCCCAGCUGCCCACAGAGAGGAGCAGGUCUCUGGAGAACUUGUAUGCGGGCGCAGGCUCUGAGGGAAACUACUUCAGGACAGACUUCCACAACCUGGCCAUGAGAGCGGAGGAGGUGGACAUUGUGCUGCAGCGUAGCGAGGGAGGUGUGGACUCAGCUCUGCUCUAUGCUAAGACCAUCUCCAAGUACAUGAAGGACCUGAUGACCUACGUGGAGAGGAGGACCUCCCUGGAGGUGGAGUUUGGCAAGGGCCUCCUGAGACUGUACCAGUCCUGCAAACACAGCAUCACUCAGCCCCACAUGCCGUUGUAUUCCAUCUACUCCCCCGCUCUGGAUCAGGACAUGGAACAGAGCACUGGUCUUCAACAGGCUGCCAACCUCUUGCACAACAAGACCUUCAUGCAGCCUCUCAUGCAGCGCAAGUACGAUCAUGAGAAGAGGCGCAAGGAGAUCAAGGAGCAGUGGCACCGAGCCAAGAGGAAACUGAUGGAGUGCGAGGCGAACCUUCGUAAAGCCAAGCACGCGUACACAGCUCGCUAUGAGGAGUACCAGGUCAGAGCGGCCGCCAGCAGAGCGGAGGAGGAGGGAGGGGGAUCCACCGGCAAGUCUCUGGACAAGAAGAGGCGCGUGGAGGAAGAGGCCCGCAACAAGGCGGAGGAGGCCGAGGCCACCUACAGGACGUGUGUGGCGGAUGCCACCACCCAGCAGCAGGAGCUGGAGCACACUAAGGUGACGGUGCUCAGGCAGCUGCAGGAGGUCAUCAAGCAGAGCGACCAGACCCUGCGCUCGGUGACCAUCUCCUACUACCAGACGAUGCACGCCCAGACGGUGGCUCUGCCGGUGCACUACCAGACCCUGUGUGAGAGCAGCAAGCAGUACGACCCAGGCCAGCAGUACGCUGCCCACGUCAAAGACCUCCAGCUCCCCGAACAGCCCGAAGUCAGCUACCAGUUUGAGCCCUACUCCAGCCAGCAUUUGUCCAGGGGGCGCCAUGACAGCUUCAACACGGACCAGCAGAGCUCCGUGGAGAGUCCCGCCAGCACCACGGAGCCCCGCCCCUCAGACGGCACCAGCUCCGAGGACAGGAAGAGGAAGGGCCACAAGUCCUGGGGCUCCACGGUCAGUGAUGACAGUGGAGGAGGAGAGGGAGGCUUGGAGUCCCCCACUUCUAGCACAGUUGACAUCAGCAAGAUGGCACGCACCUCCUCCACGGGCACCAUGUCGUCCAAUGAGGACGCAGACGAGAAGGACGGGAACGUGGCCUCCUUCGAGACCCCAAACACCAACGGGAUGGAGCCUGAGAUGGUGGCUCCUACGGGCCCCUUCAAGAACGUGGGCCUGUCCAAGGCGGCCCAGACCCACCGCAUGCGUAAGCUGCGGACCCCGGCCAAGUGUCGGGAGUGUGACAGCUACGUGUACUUCCAGGGAGCUGAGUGUGAGGAGUGUUUCCUGGCGUGUCACAAGCGUUGCCUGGAGACCCUGGCCAUCCAGUGUGGCCAUAAGAAGCUGCAAGGCAAACUGCAGCUGUUCGGCAGGGACUUCUCCCAGGUGGCCGGGGAAAGCAGCGAUGGCAUCCCCUUCAUCAUCACCAAGUGCAUCUCAGAGAUAGAGAGGAGGGCACUGCGGAUGAAGGGCAUCUACAGGGUGAACGGCGUCAAGACUCGUGUGGAGAAGCUGUGUCAGGCAUUUGAGAACGGCAAGGAGUUGGUGGAGCUGUCCCAGUGCUCCCCACACGACAUCAGCAACGUGCUCAAGCUCUACCUCAGACAGCUCCCUGAGCCCAUCAUACAGUUCCGCCUGUACCACAGCCUGAUGGGGCUGGCCAAGGACAGCCUGCACACAGAGGGGGAGGAGGGCCCUGAGGCGGAGGAGGCUGGGGCAGGGCUCCACGGGGCGGGCAGGGGCCCACAGCUGGUGGACCUGGGCCCGGACACAGCCCCAGAUGUCCUGGUCCUGGUGGACAAGCUAAAGGAGCUGCUGAGUGGACUGCCCAAGAAUAACAUCUCCACGCUGCGUUACAUCACACGCCACCUCCGCAGGAUUGCCGAGUUGGAGCAGGACAACAAGAUGAGCCCCAGUAACCUGGGCAUCGUGUUCGGCCCGUCUCUGAUGCGGCCUCGCCCCACCGGUGCCACCGUGUCCCUGUCCUCCCUGGUGGACUACCCCCACCAGGCGCGCAUCGUGGAGACCCUCAUCGUCUUCUACACCUCCAUCUUCCAGUCCAAGUCCUCCAGGACCUCCGCCAGCCAGUCCUCCACCUCCCCCCCACAGAGCGGCGCGGAGGGAGAGAGCACCCCGGACGCUGCAGUGGUGGAGGAGCAGGACGGUGGCGAGGAGCUGGGCAGAAUGGACUCUGACAAGAUAGAUGAGGGAUGCGGCAGUUCUCCAGGCUCCCUGGGCUCCAGCGAGCAGCUGGAGGACUCGGUCUGGGAGCUGGACGAGUCCAGUCAGAAGACCUCCCUCUCGGCGCGUCCAAGGCUGGUCAAGCAGGAGAGCGAGGUCAGCACCGACGACGACCAGCUGAGCUGCCGGGACAGUCUGGAUCUCUCUGGGCAUUCUCUUCCCUUGGUCGACCAGUAUCAGGACCAGGACCAGGACCCAGAGCAAAUCCAGGACUCGGAUCAGAGCCAGGAGAGAGAAGGAGUCCUCGACGGUGACCCCCCCGCCCCUCCGGACACAGAGCCCCCAGACCUGGAGGUCUCUGAGCAGCACCUGGAGCUUAGCGUCUCCAUGGCAGAGCUCGACAUGAACCAGUCCAACAAUAACAACAACUGUGUGCUGGGCAUGGCAGGGCGUCCGCUGCCUCACCUGUGUGUUGGUAAGCUCCCCCUGAGUAGGAGCAGGGACGGGGAGGCAGAGUUUGUGUAAACAAGUGUACCCCAGUCGUGUUCAGUUGGGAAUACAGGCAUGCAUUGUGACAACAACAAAAAAGUGAGCAGGGGAGAGUUGGUUAUGAGCAGUUUCGUUUAGAUGUUUUUCAUCCAUGAUGAGUCCUGCAUUACCAACUGUUCCAAACGAUCCGAGAAAGGUGUAUCUUCUAAUGUAUAGUACAUUAGUACUGAAUGUGUCAAGUCUUAAUAGCUUUUAAUUAGAUGUGGAUGUUGGAAGCGAUAAGGUUACUUUGCUGAUUGUGCCAACUUCAAUGCUUAUGGGCCUGCUGUUUUUUAAACGUUUAAAUUUGUUUUAUUUCUAUGUCCCAUUUUAAAACUUUUUAGACAUUGCUCCUUAAAGCUUGAAUUAAUGCCUAGUGAAGUUUGGGGUUUCAGAUGGAUGUAAACAAUAAAUUUCUAAGCAGAUGUUGGUUAGGGUUAAAGUGCUGCUGGUUUUAUUUUGGCACUAAAACUAAAAGUUGUAUCCAGAGGGGAUUUUAUUGAUUUGUUUCCAUCACUGUUGCCUGGUUUUGUAUGUAAUAUGUGCUAAAUACAAUUUUCGAAGUUAUAAGAAUUAAAAGGGUAAGCAUCCUAUUGAAAUGA